Schistocerca americana (American grasshopper) is the source of this 1797-nucleotide messenger RNA. RefSeq names its product putative inorganic phosphate cotransporter. Gene Ontology annotation, biological process: monoatomic anion transport; transmembrane transport. The transcript has 9 exons. The coding region runs from base 1 to 1485 and encodes 494 amino acids. Gene Ontology annotation, molecular function: transmembrane transporter activity. The record is from RefSeq and is a predicted model, not a curated record. Lineage: Eukaryota; Metazoa; Arthropoda; Insecta; Orthoptera; Acrididae.
AUGUCUGCCAGCAUGUCAUCCCCUUCUGCUCGCUGCAGAACAUUUACUCUGUUCCCACUUCGCGCUGCCAUAGCAUUUAUGGGUAUACUGGCAAUCCUGUGCCAGUAUAUAUUAAAGGUGACCCUGUCGGUGGCUAUUGGAGGAAUGGUCAAACCCGUUCCUCAGGAAAACUCUGUGGAUGAAACUUGUCCACUGCCAGGCUCUGCAAACACAAGCUCGUCAGACAUUGAGGGAGGAGAAUUUGAGUGGGAUGAGGUGAUGCAAGGUUACAUACUGUCCUCCUACUACUACGGGUACGCAGGAGUGAACAUAGUGGCUGGUUACGUUGCUGCCCGGUAUAGUGCCCGCUGGGUUUUAACCAUAGGACUGCUCGCUGCCGGUGUUUUCACGAUCUUGGGUCCUGUCUGCGCCAGUGCGAGCCCGGUGGUUUUCAUGAUAACACGAAUACUCGUUGGAACAUUUUCAGGUGUUAUUAUACCAUCAAUGCACGUUCUAGUUGGGAAAUGGUUCCCCGAAAACGAGCGACAAAGACUAGGAGGACCUAUUUUCUCAGCGUCAUACCUGGGCACUGUAAUAUCAAUGGCAUUGUCUGGAACCAUUGUGAAGAACCUGGGCUGGUACUCUGUGUUCUACAUUUUCGGCGGCGUCGCAAUAGCUCUAGUGAUUCCAUGUUUGUACUUUAUCUACGAUGAGCCUGAGUCGCACCCUAGGAUCACAGAGAAAGAAAAGGACUUUCUUUUGACUCACACUGGUAGAGAUCUGACAGAGAGCAAAGAGAAGAAGGAGCUUGAAAAGGAGCAGGAUGAAAUCAUUCGUAACCCGUGGCCCGCCAUUCUGACGUGCCCUGCUAUGUGGACGCACUGUCUAGUUGGAAUUGGAGGAGCGUGGGUCAAUUACACCCUGCUGUCUGAAUUGCCAACCUACAUGGAAAAUAUAUUACACUACGACAUCGACGAGGCUGGCCUCAUCUCAGCCCUGCCUUAUCUAUUUGGUUGGAUGAGCUGCAGUAUCUACAGCUUUCUGACAGAGAGAUUAACACGGAGAGGAGUGCACAUUAUGACCAUCUUCAGAGCAUGGGACGCAGUAUCUUGUUUUGGGCCUGCGAUCUGCUUCCUGGCGCUGACCUUCAUCGACUGCGACGUGCCAGCCAUCAUCACGCUGUUCGUCUUCACCAUGGUGUUCCGCUGCGCCAUUUACGGCGGCUCCUACCUCAACCACAUCUAUCUGUUCCCUCGCGCCUACGGAAGCGCGGCUGGUCUUUUUCUGACUCUGGCCAACUCCACAGGGAUCAUCACUCCGAUAGUCACCAGCGCUUUUGUAUCAGGCCGGGAAACAGUACAGCAGUGGAAAUACGUCUUCUACGUGGCGAUGACAAUUUCAUUUAUACCGUAUUUCGUGUUCCUCAUUUUUGGUUCUGUUGACAAUCACGAAAUUAAAUGGGAAGAGCGCAGAGAGAAGAGGAGGAAACAGAAGACGGGCCCAUAAACAUGAAUCCGAAUUAUGCUGACGCUGUGUACUUCAAACGAGGUAGCAAAACGCCGCCGAAACCUGUAUGAAAAUAAUUGUCUUCUGUCCAGAUGCAUUUGUUAGGAGGAAUUCAGUGACGUCAAAAGGAUGUCGUCGUCGCUGAGUGACUGAAUAUUAAUCUAGUACACGUGAAAAGCAACAAUUCUUAUCAGUCUUUGUCAUUAAUACUACUUUUGUAACAGUUACGGUUCUGUAAAUUAGUGCUUUGUUUCUGCAAAAGUUAACAGCGAUGUGCGCAGAUCGAGAUGAAUGUAUCAAGCAGUGACAGAA